AUGGCACAAGCAGAAGAGUUUCAGUUUCAAGCAGAGAUCUCUCAGUUGAUGAGCUUGAUCAUCAACACGGUGUAUUCAAAUAAAGAGAUCUUUUUGCGUGAAUUAAUUUCAAAUGCAUCUGAUGCUCUGGAUAAGAUUAAAUAUCAGUCUUUUUCAGAUCCUUGUCUUCUUGAUGCAGAGAAGGAUCUUUUUAUUCGGUUGAUUCCGGAUAAAAAGACUAAGACAAUGAGUAUUCGGGAUUCAGGGAUUGGGAUGACAAAAGCUGAUCUUGUUAAUAACCUUGGGACGAUUGCUAAAUCAGGAACAAAGGCUUUUAUGGAGGCAGUAAUGGGUGGUGCUGAUAUUUCUAUGAUUGGUCAAUUUGGUGUUGGGUUUUAUUCUGCAUAUCUUGUUGCCGAUAAAGUUCAAGUGAUUACAAAACAUAAUGACGAUGAACAGUAUAUUUGGGAGUCAUCCGCUGGUGGGAGUUUUACUAUAAGAUUGGAUACCGAGAAUCCGCCUCUUGGUCGUGGUACGGAAAUUCGUCUCUUUAUGAAGGAGGAUCAGUUGGAGUACCUUGAGGAAAAGAAGAUUAAAGACAUUGUUAAGAAGCAUUCUGAAUUUAUCGGCUAUCCUAUUACUCUUUUUCAUAUGAAAGAAGUUGAGAAGGAAGUUCCCGAGGAUACUGAAUUGGUUGAUGCCGAUAAUGAAGUAGAGUCGGAGAAUAAAGUUACUAAGAUUGAGGAAGUGGAUGAAGAAAAGAAAAAAACUAAGAUUAAGGAAUUAACUGAGGAAUAUGAAGAGCUUAAUAAGACUAAGCCUUUAUGGACUCGUAAUCCUUCUGAUAUUACUCAAGAAGAGUAUGCAUCUUUUUAUAAAUCAUUGUCGAAUGAUUGGGAAGACCAUCUUGCUGUUAAGCAUUUUUCUGUUGAAGGCCAGCUUGAGUUCCGUGCUAUUCUUUUUGUUCCUAGACGGGCUCCUUUUGAUCUUUUUGAGUCUAAGAAGAAGAAAAAUAAUAUUAAAUUAUACGUUCGUCGUGUUUUUAUUACCGAUGAUUGUGAAGAGUUGAUUCCAGAAUGGCUUUCUUUUAUCAAGGGUGUUGUUGAUUCUGAGGAUCUUCCUCUUAACUUGUCUCGUGAAAUGCUUCAGCAAAACAAGAUCCUUAAAGUUAUUCGCAAGAAUAUUAUUAAGCGUGUAUUAGAUCUUAUUCAAGAAAUAUGUGAUGAUAAGGAGAAUUUUAAUAAAUUCUAUGAAGCAUUUGGGAAGAAUCUUAAGUUAGGUAUUCAUGAGGAUUCUCAGAAUCGUGCUAGAUUGGCUACUUUCCUUAGAUUUUCUUCCACUAAGUCAGGUGAUGAGCCUACAUCAUUAGCAGAUUAUAUUACAAGGAUGCCUGAGUGUCAAAAAAAUAUCUACUAUAUUACUGGCGAGUCUAUGACUUCUGUAUCUACAUCUCCAUUUUUGGAGAUCUUUAAGAAAAAAUGUUAUGAAGUGUUAUUUAUGGUUGAACCUAUUGAUGAAUACGCAGUAACUCAGCUCAAAGAGUUUGACGGGAAAAAACUUGUUAAUAUUACUAAAGAAGGUUUAGAGCUUGAAGAGACGGAUGAAGAGAAGAAGGCUCGUGAGGAAGAGGCUAAAGAAUUUGAUGAUCUUUUGAAGCAUGUUAAGGAUGUUCUGGGUGAUAAGGUUGAAAAGGUCACUCUUUCUUGCCGUAUUAUCAACAGCCCAUGUGUUAUGGUUACUGCGCAAUUUGGCUGGAGUGCAAAUAUGGAGCGAAUCAUGAAAAGUCAGGCUCUUCGAGAUACAACCAUGUCUUCUUAUAUGGCAUCUAAGAAAACAUUGGAGCUUAAUUCUAGACAUUCUAUUAUUAGAGAAUUGAAGGAUAGAGUUACCGCUGAUAAAAAUGAUAAGACUGUUAAGGAUCUUGUGAUCUUGUUAUAUGAAACAUCUCUCCUUACUUCUGGAUUUUCUCUUGAUGAUCCUUCGAGUUUUGCUGAUCGUAUUAAUCGGAUGAUUGCUCUUGGGUUGUGUAUUAGUAACACAUGUGAAAGUAAUGAUGUAGAAAUGCCCAUUCUUGAGGAAUGUCCUUCAACUACACCUGCUACUAACUUAGAAGAAAUUGAUUAA
This is a messenger RNA of Pneumocystis jirovecii RU7, 2103 nucleotides long. RefSeq lists its product as uncharacterized. Gene Ontology annotation, molecular function: ATP binding; ATP-dependent protein folding chaperone; ATP hydrolysis activity. The transcript is spliced from 2 exons. Bases 1 to 2103 code for a protein of 700 amino acids. Gene Ontology annotation, biological process: protein folding; cellular response to heat; protein stabilization. Gene Ontology annotation, cellular component: perinuclear region of cytoplasm; plasma membrane; cytosol. NCBI's taxonomy places the organism in Eukaryota, Fungi, Ascomycota, Pneumocystomycetes, Pneumocystales, Pneumocystaceae. The record is from RefSeq and is a predicted model, not a curated record.